Messenger RNA from Salvelinus sp. IW2-2015, 505 nucleotides. Lineage: Eukaryota; Metazoa; Chordata; Actinopteri; Salmoniformes; Salmonidae. The record is from RefSeq and is a predicted model, not a curated record.
GAGGAUGCUGAGAUAGGGACAGUGGUUGCCUUGGUGACAGUAACUGAUAAAGAUGGAGGUAAAAACGGCCUCACCAAUUGUAAGCUUAUUGGGUCUGUUCCAUUCAAACUGAAAUCGAACUACAAAAACUAUUAUACAUUAGUGGUUGAUGGGCCUCUUGACAGAGAGAGCGCUUCUCAGUAUAAUGUCACCAUCACAGCUACGGAUGAAGGGACCCCGCCUCUCUCCAGCACCAGCYUUAUUACUGUACACGUUUCUGAUGUAAAUGACAACGCUCCUCGCUUCUCAGAACCCGUGAUUAAUAUUUAUGUGAAAGAGAACAGUCCGGUAGGAGACGUCAUUUAUACGAUGUCUGCUUUUGACCCAGAUUCAGAUGAAAAUGCAAAGAUGACGUAUUCAUUAUUAAAUACAAGUGUUCCAAUAUCAUCAUCUGUAAAUAUAAACUCGGAUACUGGAGAUAUAAUCAGUCUGCAGUCUUUUAACUAUGAGGAGAUACAAACUUUCC